AUGGCUCGCCUGAGUAGCACCCUUUUCUUAUUGUUUAACUUAAUGGCUUUAGCAUCCGGUUGUUUCGGGGUCGGCUCGUAUCUCUACUUCCAAAUUCAUAGAGUCACUGACUGCCAAAAUGUGGUGCAGAAGCCUCUAAUGGUGAUGGGGAUAAUUUUGAUUGUGAUGUCAUUUCUAGGGUUGGUGGGUGCAAUCUUCAAGCUCACUUGUCUGCUGUGGAUAUACUCUGUGGUGGCUUUGUUGGUGCUGGCUGGGCUCACAGCCUUUGCUCUUUUUGUGUACACGGUUGAAGACACAAGUGGCAGCGGUGGCCUGGCUGGGUUAGGAUUUAAGAAGCAUAAUGCUGGGGGAGAUUACACACAGUGGCUGCAGAAUAUGGUUAUAGAUGGGAAGCAUUGGAAUGGCAUUAGGACUUGCUUGAUUGAUCAUGAGAUUUGUAAGCGGCUUGAAAAUACUGUUCAGAAUUCUCAGGAUUUUUAUCUCAAGAAAUUAUCUCCUGUGCAGUCGGGUUGCUGCAGACCACCAAUAUACUGUGGAUUUGAAUACAAGAAUGCAACUUUCUGGGUAACACCAAAAUCAGGGAAGGUUUCAAAUGAAAGAGACUGCAAUUUAUGGAGCAAUAAGCAGGAGAAGCUAUGCUACAAUUGCAACACUUGCAAAGCAGCAGUCAUAAAAAAGAGUAGAAACACUUGGAAAAUAUUUGCUAUACUUGACUCCAUUGACAUUGCUAUUCUCCUUAUCGCCUAUGCUCUUAGUUGCUGCACUAGGAAUCACAUCGUCUCUGAUACUAAAUACAACAGGGUACAUCCUUGA
Manihot esculenta (cassava) is the source of this 813-nucleotide messenger RNA. RefSeq names its product tetraspanin-8. Gene Ontology annotation, biological process: auxin-activated signaling pathway. Gene Ontology annotation, cellular component: plasmodesma; plasma membrane. Lineage: Eukaryota; Viridiplantae; Streptophyta; Magnoliopsida; Malpighiales; Euphorbiaceae. The transcript has 2 exons. The record is from RefSeq and is a predicted model, not a curated record. Bases 1 to 813 code for a protein of 270 amino acids.